CUGCGGAGGUUUGGGCCUCGGCGGCCUCCGUUCGCAGCGGGCUCGGGGGAAGGCGCGGCGACCGCGGCGGAGCACCGCAACCCUGCAGACCAUGGAGUUCGACUGUGAGGGCGUGAGGCGGCUGCUGGGCAAGUACAAGUUCAGGGAUCUGACUGUAGAAGAGCUGAAGAACCUGAACUCGUUUUUCCCGCACUUCAGAUAUUCCAUGGACACCUACGUUUUCAAAGAUACUUCCCAAAAAGACCUGCUGAAUUUCACUGGUACCAUUCCUGUUAUGUACCAGGGUAAUACAUACAACAUACCUAUUCGCUUCUGGAUUUUGGAUUCUCACCCUUUUGCUCCACCCAUUUGCUUCUUGAAGCCAACUGCAAACAUGGAAAUCUCAGUUGGAAAACAUGUGGAUGCCAAAGGCAGAAUAUACUUGCCCUACCUCCAAAACUGGAGCCAUCCUAAAUCUGUCAUUGUUGGAUUAAUUAAAGAAAUGAUCACCAAGUUUCAAGAGGAACUUCCUCUUUAUUCGGUGCCAUCAUCCAAUGAAGCGCAGCAGGUCGACUUGCUAGCCUAUAUUGCAAAAAUCACGGAAGGUGUCUCAGACAUAAAUUCAAGGGGCUGGACAAAUCAUGAGAAUAAAAUACACAAUAAAAUUACUGUGGUUGGAAGUGGAGAUUUGGGUAUUGCCUGCACAUUGGCAAUUUCAGCAAAGGGCAUUGCCGACAAGCUGAUCCUUUUAGACCUCUCUGAUGGGACUAACCAAGGGACGAUGGACCUUGAUAUCUUCAACCUGCCUAAUGUAGAGAUCAGCAAAGAUUUGUCUGCCUCUGCUCAUUCCAAGGUGGUGAUCUUCACAGCCAACUCUUUGGGUGGUUCCGAGUCCUACCUGCAUGCCGUGCAAAGCAACGUGGACAUGUUCAGAGCUCUUGUCCCAGCUCUGGGACAUUAUAGUCAACAUGCUGUCUUCCUUGUUGCAUCUCAACCAGUGGAAAUCAUGAGCUAUGUGACAUGGAAACUGAGCACAUUUCCUGCAAAUCGAGUGAUUGGGAUUGGAUGCAAUCUGGAUUCACAGAGAUUACAAUACAUUAUUACGAAUGUUUUGAAGGCACAGACUUCAGGCAAAGAAAUAUGGGUUAUUGGUGAACAGGGAGAAAAUAAAGUGUGCUCAUGGAGUGGCCGAGACGGAGUAAUGAGUCAUAGCUCUCAGGCACAGCUGUCCAGCAGAGCCAUGGAACUACUGAGGGUAAAAGGUCAGAGAUCUUGGUCUGUCGGACUGUCUGUGGCUGACCUGGUGGACACUCUUGUAAAUAAUAAAAAGAAAGUGCAUUCUGUAUCAACUCUAGCAAAGGGAUAUUAUGGUUUAGAUAAUGAAGUGUUUUUAAGUUUGCCAUGCAUCCUGGGAACCAGUGGAGUAUCUGAAGUCGUCAAAACCAGAGCAGAAGACACAGUGACUGAGACACUCCAGAACAGUGGGUCCUCAAUCCACGAUCUCCAGAAGCAGCUGAAACUGUGAUUCCCAAGCACAGGCACCUGAAGGGGGAAGCUUGCUUAAUUUUGCCAGCACACAUAGUUUUGGGAACUUACACAACUUCUAUUGGUUCUUACAAACAGCCUUUAUGGUAGAUAGCUUCUUAGCUAGCUUUGUAAUUUGAAGCCUUGAGAAGUUAGAGAAUGGGAAAGGAUCUAAUUUCUUUUGGAGUUUUUGACCUACCUACAGCAGGGAUAAAUAUUCAUUUGCAUUGUGUAUCAUUUUAAAUUGCAUUUGUCCUAACUUAAGGCACGUCUAGCACUUUAGAGAUGUUCUGAAAGAAACUCAUUCCUUAAAGAUUGCUGUGGACGUUUAUUCUAAGCAUGGUGAGCUGAAGGUGGGAUGGGCACAAAUCUGUGGUAGGUGUACAUGCAGAGAUUCGUGGCUUUACCCAUUAAUUCGCUUCUUUUGCAAGAUCCAGUAGAUGGUAAUGGCAAAGCAUUUUAUUUUCCCACUUCAAAUUCACUAGCUACCAAACAUUAGAAAGGAUUUUAGUAUGCAUUUUAAAUUGGUUAAAUGGAAUUUUAAAUAUAUGAAAAAUUAUUUAUUUAUUUAAUUUCCAAUGAGACUUCCUUUCUGAAAAUUUCUAUAAUAAUCUCUUCCUGGGCUAGAAGAUCUUGAAUGUAUCUUAAAACUGUGUUAGUAGAAAAGGAGAGGUGUGUUUUUCUGUGGCCUUAGAUAAUGAAUAGCAGCAAAACAGUAUAUUUUGAAACCAAAAUAUGAAGUUUUCAUAAAAAAAAACCCAUUGGUCUUAAGGGAGAGAGGCUUUGGUCUGCUGCUUCUGAGCAAGCCUUAGUCAUCCCAGAAGAAGUACUUCCGACUGUGCCUGAGUGGUUGGUUAGUCAGUAUCUCCACGUGGGCGAGCCAGCUCAGUGACUGCUGUGACACCGCGCUGGCACAGCUCCUGUAUCGUGAGCUCUUUAUUUGUAGAGUCCUGACACUGACUGGCUGAGGUCGGACUGUUUCUCUUCAUUACAGAGGAGGAAGUUCAACUUUGGUGUCUGAGAUUGCAUGGGUUCUAAGGAGCAUUGCUCACCUGUAUAGCCUCUUACUUUUUAUAGGCAGCAACGAGGGCUGUGGGGAGGCCUAGAGGCCUAAAAGCCAAGCUGUCACAAGACACUAACUAAAGUUGAGGCUUGGGAUACUAUGAAAGAAUUACUUUCAUUUUCAUGUGGGAGCCUUUUUUUUUUUUGUUAAAUGUUGUCCUGACUGUCUUGAAGUUCACUAUUAUAGACCAGGUUGGCCUCAAACUCAUAGAUCUACCUGCCUCUGCCUCCUAAGUGCUGGUAUUAAAGGCAUGCAGCACCACACCCAGCUAUAUUUUUAAAAGUAUUUUUUACAAAGAUUGAUUAGCCUGACCCCCAGAGACUCAACAAAUAACACAGGUGGUAUGUGCUGAAGACAAUGUUUAUUUAUUUAGUUGUUCAGCCAGUGGUUAUUAGAACUUUUCACAAAGGAAACUUUAUUGGAGAACAUGCCCAGAUUAGGGACAAGCCUUGCUGGUACUUACAGAUUAGCAGGGGAACACAAUAACAAAAUAUCAUGUAAAUGCAAGUGUGCUAAGUGCAGUGAAGUCCAGAGUGUUUGGAAUCCGUCUGGUUAGAGAGAGGAGCUCAGUGGUUUGUGAGGUGGAAGGAAGUAAUCUCUUCUCGGUGUGACACUCGGUAGUUAACACUGACAAGUGAGCUUCAGCAUCCACUUUGGAGAAAGUAGAACAGUAAUGUGCUGAGGAAGACUCCCAGCAGAGUUCACUGGAUUAAACCUUGGACAUUCAGGCUAGGAUGUAGCUCAGUGGUAAGGUGCUUGCCCUAUAUGCAGGUUUUAUAGUUUUUGGUCCCAGAACCACAAAACUUGAGGUAGUUGAAGAGAUAAAUAUUAGUUCUUUGUAGAUGAUUUUGGUGUUGCUUUUACUGGUCUUUUGUAUGAAAUAGGAAAGUAAAGUUGAAACAAUCAUUUAUGUGUUUUAAAGUAGUAUUUUCUAAUAGAUGAUAACUAAUUUGGAAUUCAGUAAUUCCUAAAAUAGAAUUUCUUUCUCUUCAUUUUGU
Molecule: messenger RNA, 3564 nt
Organism: Peromyscus leucopus (white-footed mouse)
Lineage: Eukaryota; Metazoa; Chordata; Mammalia; Rodentia; Cricetidae
Gene: Uevld
Product: UEV and lactate/malate dehyrogenase domains
Exons: 12
Coding region: 92-1504 (470 amino acids)
Biological process (GO): endosome to lysosome transport; protein transport; carboxylic acid metabolic process
Cellular component (GO): ESCRT I complex
Molecular function (GO): ubiquitin binding; oxidoreductase activity, acting on the CH-OH group of donors, NAD or NADP as acceptor
Source: RefSeq, a predicted model, not a curated record